Molecule: messenger RNA, 1264 nt
Organism: Papaver somniferum (opium poppy)
Lineage: Eukaryota; Viridiplantae; Streptophyta; Magnoliopsida; Ranunculales; Papaveraceae
Product: translocon-associated protein subunit alpha-like
Exons: 8
Coding region: 236-1021 (261 amino acids)
Cellular component (GO): endoplasmic reticulum; endoplasmic reticulum membrane
Source: RefSeq, a predicted model, not a curated record
AGUCGGAGUCUCCGAUUUGUCAAGUCCCGAAAAUCAGAACCAGAACUAGAAACCGGUUCGUAGUAUCAUGGAAUAGACGUGGAACCAAGGACAUAUAACAUCGAGCGAUAAGCGUUGAAAUCUAUAAUCUCACAAGGUUUUUGAGUAAUAAGAGAAGACAGACCAGACAAACCUCAAAAGGAAAAAGGAAGAAGAAAGAACAAAAACAUUUCUUCUCUUUAUCAUCGAUCCAAUCAUGAAAUCAUCUUCAAUGGCUUUUAGGGUUUUUCUUCUUGCUGUUCUUCUUCUCGCUUCACCAUUCCUAUCAGGUGUGAGGUGUCAAGCUGAUUCAGAAGCUGAUUUGGAUGAUGUUGUGGCUGAUGUUAUCAAAGGACAUGAGGAAGCUGAAACUGUUGAUGAAGAUAUUCCUGAUUUCAGGAGUUGGGCUUCAGCUCCAGGAGUUGAUACUGUCUGUAUCUUCCCUAAGAAUUUUGCCAAACUUAUUCUAGCUGGUGAAGAGAGUGAAGUACUAGUUGGGUUGAAGAAUGAGGGUGAAUCAAAACUGACUGUCAUUGCCCUUAGAGCUAGUCUGCAUCUUCCCUUCGAUCAUAAUCUGCUGGUGCAAAAUCUCACUGUUCAGCAAUUUUACAACGGUUCUGUACCAGUUUCAGCUCAGGCUACCUUCCCCUACCUUUUCUCUGUUAGCAAGUACUUGCAGCCUGGAACAUUUGACCUUGUAGGAACCAUCAUGUACGAGAUUAAUCAGAAACCCUACCAGAGCACUUUCUACAACGGCACUGUUGAAGUUGUUGAGGCUGGUGGCCUUCUCAGCAUCGAGUCUGUUUUCCUCAUCUGCCUUGGACUUGGUCUUCUCGCUCUUUCUGGUUUGUGGGUUUAUGGUCAAAUACAAAACUUCAGCAAGAAAACAAAGAGGGCACCGAAGGUGGAAGUUGGAACAGGCACUAGAGAUGCAUCCAUGGACGAAUGGUUGGAGGGAACUGCUUAUGCUCAGUCCAGCAAGGCAACAAAAAAGAAGAAGUGAAGACAUUGCAGCUUUAUAUUUCUUUAGCAAGAGAUAGGGGGAGAGAGAGAGAGACACGAACUAACUUACAGGGAAUGUGGUAGAGCAGUGUUGAAUAGAGGCUCCUCCCCCCUGGCCUUUUUUUUUAUUCUGUAGCAUGUAGAGGAAAUUCCUGUUUUUUGUUUUUAAUUGGAGUUUUAACAGAAUUGGGGUAACUUUUAUAGAGAAGUUAAAGCAGAAAAAAGAAGGUACAAUUUUGUUUAA